This is a messenger RNA of Amphiprion ocellaris (clown anemonefish), 3226 nucleotides long. RefSeq names its product leucine-zipper-like transcriptional regulator 1 homolog (gene klhdc3l). Bases 95 to 1423 code for a protein of 442 amino acids. NCBI's taxonomy places the organism in Eukaryota, Metazoa, Chordata, Actinopteri, Pomacentridae. Gene Ontology annotation, molecular function: protein binding. The record is from RefSeq and is a predicted model, not a curated record. The transcript is spliced from 8 exons.
CGACCGUGAACGCAGCAGCAGCCGUUUCCAGAGAGGCAACAGUGGGACGAAGAGGCGCUGCGGGUUUCACAAAAUGGUCCAGUGAGCUUGGAAGAUGCCAGUUAUGAAUCAAAGUAAUCCAAGUCUGUGGACACAGCUCCCCCAGAGUAGUCGGUCUCCAUGUGACCGCUACAAGCAUGUAUGCUGCAGUUACGAUGGAUAUGUCUAUAUCCUGGGAGGCAGAGAGAGCAGAUGUCUCAGGGACUUCUGGAAGUACAGCGUGGUGUAUAACGAAUGGACAGAGUUGAACUGUACCAGUGAAGCUGCACCAGAAGAGCUAGAGGAACAUUCUAUGGUGGCUCAUGAGGGUUUCCUAUAUGUGUUUGGAGGCCUGUUGGAUUCUGCAUACACUAAGUGUAGAUGUGCUCUCUGGGUAUUUGACAUUGCAAAACAGAAGUGGGUGCACUGCCAGGGAAAGACCAGCGGUUCUCAGACCCAAAUGCCUACCAACAGAAAAGGACACAGUGCUGUGGUGAUUGGCUCUGCUAUGCUGAUGUAUGGAGGUUUCAUAGACAUGAAAGGAUCCUCACAGGACUUUUGGAGGUUGGAUUUUGAUACCAUGGCUUGGUCCCUGCUGAGUGGUUCUGAGCAGGACUCGUUAGGGCCAGGACCUAGACACAGUCACUCGGCCAUUGCCUGUCUGGGCUGCAUGUACCUGUUUGGGGGCUUAAAAGGCUUGCGGGAGCAGAGAGACUUCUGGAGGUGGAAUUCCACCAGCCAGACAUGGAGUUCCCUCAAAAACAGGUCCGGUCCUCCCAGACUGAUAGGCCACUCAGCUGUGGCCUAUAAGGACAGUAUGCUUCUUUUUGGGGGAGGCGAGACCCAAAACUCUCCAAAGAAUUGCCUGUGGCGAUACAGCUUCACUAGUCAGACCUGGAGUCAGGUUGCCACAUUCCCAGGCUCCAACCCUCCAGACAAGAUUCACCACUGCUGUGUUGGGCUCGGUCCCAGCUACAAGUCUACCACCAGCAGCCCCUGCUCCAGCUCCAGACUGCAGCCCAGUUCUCCAAAUUGGAAGCACAGGCCCUUUAAGAACAAAUGUUUCCCUGCCCCACUCAGUUUUCUGGGGUCAGAGGCUGCUAUAGAGCUGGAGACGUUCAGUCCAGACAAGUGCUACCACAGCAAAACACUCAAAAAUUCUUCUGAAGUGAACAUAAGUAAAGACGUUUUGAUGGGAAAAGAUGCACAGUGGAUAGGAAGCUGUUUGACCUUUGAGAACAAAGCUUUCCAGAAACAGUGGAGCUGCACUGAGGAGGACCUGCUUCAGGAAGAGAAUGAAGAUAUUGCCCAUCAUCUGCCCGAUCUGCUACUGGUUCUGGGGGGAAGACCUUGCACCAGACACAGUCCUAUCUCCAUAUGGCAAAUGACCCUAACUGACUCAUAACAGCCUAUGAUGAACAAACUUGGUCUCUAAAAGAGAAGCAUAAAAACAGUGUUAUCACUUUAACUGUAACAAAUCCUAUGUUUAAAUGUUUACUCACUUUCUAUGUAUGAAAAUAUAGCUUGACAUAUUUUUAUAACUAACUAAAAUGCUGCAUUAACACAAGCAAUAAAAUUUUGAGUUAACAAUUAUCUGUGUAUCUGUUAGCACACUGGAGUUAUUAUACAAUGUCCUUAGAAUAGUGUGCUGAAUGUGUUCUGCCAUUUAUGCGUACAGAAAUGUACAAAGGAAAUGGUAAAAACAACAUGUUCAGUUCCUAUGUAUUGCCUCGUAUUGAAAGUCUUUGCCAUACUUUAACCCCACAAGCUUCCAGAUUGACAGCAGUUUUAGAGGUGGUAAUAAUGCCUACAGUAUAUCCUAAAUCACAUAUGAGGGUGUCAGGGCCUAACAUUUUGUCUGAUGGUCCUGAAAAGGCCAGGCUCAGCCAUUGGCAUGCCCAGUGCAAGGUAUUACCCCACGACUAGCAACUACUCAGCAUUCUAAAGUAUAUUGCUUGUUUUCAGGUAUAUUUCUGAACAAAAAUUGACUUGAACUGCGAAAAAUUUAUGGGAACAAAGAGGCUUUGAAGAUUUCACUUCCAACUUUCCCUUUUUUGAUGGAAAUUUUAAAAAUAUAUACCAAUGCUUGAUUUUCACAUGAAGUUAGUUUUGAAAAAGGCUUACAUUAUCAGAAUAUUAAUACUUAAAGAAAACUGAUAGACCACAUGGAACACAUCUAAACUCCCUUUGAUAUGGCUGACAACUAAUCAGUGUCAACAAGCAUUGGGUCUCAGGAAAAGCAGUGGUUUUAUCAUAUUUACCUCAAGGAUUGGCACUUAAUGUAGUAUGUAUAAUGCUGUGACUUGCACUUUAAUAUUCUGGAUUGUGCUGCUUUAUCUGAGUAGAUUAGCAUAAUGUCCCCCAGUAAUCCAUAUUUACCUCACAAUUGCUGGAUGGCUAAAUAUAUGCAUUACUGCAUUAAAACUCAGAUGGAUGCAGGGCAGGCAGACAGUUGUAAAUUUUGGGCUGCCUGUGGAUGUCAGCACAGAACUCCAUUGGGACCCUUGUGGACAUGGACAGAAUUUACAUCAACUGGACCUUUACAGGAUAUGAAGGACUUGCCAGUUCAAAAGUUAUUCUUGAUAACCCUUAACCCCUUGGCUCCCUUUAUUCCAAUUUCCACUUGGCAAAACUCUCCCAACUCUAUUUCAGUCAGUAGCAGCUCUGUAGCUGCAAAGCCAUAAUGAACAGCCUUAGGCUCUAAUGAUAAAAGACACUUGGGUGAAUUUUGAAAUACUGUAUAGAGAAAGGUGACAGAUUAAAAGAAAAUCCAGGGGGCUGUACACCGAAGCAAGUUCAGCAUUGCCAGGCUUUCUUUGUGGAAGUCUGCUGGACAAAACUUAAAACCUCAGUCAGAGUUAACAGGUAUCAAUGAAAGUGGUUUUCAACUUGCUGUGUCAACUCAGACUUUCUGCUUCAAACUCAUCCACACAAAAGGGGACAUUGAACACGUGAAUAUUCUUGUGCACAAAAUGAAUGGUGUGCAGCUGCUUCAGUCAGCAGGUUGUUUUAAGGGAGAACAACAAGGAAUAUAAAAUAUAUGACAGUAAAAUGCUGCUACUGCAAAUGAUGCAGGACAGGAAUGCUGGUAGAAUCCUGUUAAAUGUGUGUAAUGUGUUUAUUUUACUGAUCAAUGUAGCUGAUCAUUGAUAACUGACAGGUGCACAAUAAAACUAUUAAACUUUCAAUUUUGUAUAUUUAAACAUGA